UGGCAGCUAAAUUUUGACUGGCUGGGACGAGUAGGUUCCGGUCAAGCGGAGGCAGCAGCGGGUUUUCUACAAACAGGCUUGAGUGAAUGUUUUGAGCAUCGCCAGUAACAAUAUGGCGUCGCUCAGAAUAGCCACCACUCACUGCUGCCAAUCGCAAUUGAAGCAGGAAUUUGGAUCGAGUUCGCUGCCGCUGAGAGGAAAGGGCGCGGACCUGAGAAGAGCAGCAGCUAGGAAGAAGAUCCAAUUGUGCUCGUCACCGUCAUUAGGUUCCAGGACCGCCGUGAUAAGAUCCGCCAUGGCUGCUCCACUUGAGAAGCCGGCCCAUCUGGAAAAGCUGGAGCUCAAGCCCGUCACCACCAUCUCCGGUACUGUCAAGCUUCCCGGCUCGAAGUCCCUGUCAAAUAGAACACUACUUCUGGCCGCUCUCGCCGAGGGAACUACGUUCGUGGAGAAUUUACUGGAUAGCGAUGACGUUCGCUACAUGGUGGCAGCGCUCAAAACUCUGGGACUUGAUGUGAGUGAAGAUCGGGCGAAUAACACUGCGACCGUGGUUGGCUGUGGCGGAAAAUUCCCAGUCAAGGAGCAAAAUGGAGAGGGAAUAGAGCUCUUUCUCGGCAACGCCGGGACGGCUAUGAGGCCAUUGACAGCAGCCGUUGCUGUGGCUGGAAGAAAUGCAAGGUAUAUAUUGGAUGGAGUUCCUCGAAUGCGGGAAAGACCGAUUGGAGAUCUAGUCGACGGUUUGAAGCAACUUGGAGCGGAUGUGGAAUGCAACCCAAGCACAAGGUGUCCGCCUGUGACUGUGAACGCCAAGGGUGGUCUUCCCGGAGGAAAUAUCAAACUCUCUGGAUCCAUAAGCAGCCAGUAUCUCACCGCAUUGCUGCUGUCAGCUCCUCUGGCUACGGGUGACGUCGAGAUUGAGAUCGUCGACAAGCUCAUCUCGGUCCCAUACGUUGAUAUGACUCUAAAGUUGAUGGAGAGGUUUGGAGUCUCCGUGCAGCGCUACGGAGCCUGGGAGAAGUUCACGAUUGCUGGCAACCAAACUUACAGAUCGCCUGGGAAAGCAUACGUCGAAGGAGAUGCGUCCAGUGCGAGCUAUUUUCUCGCAGGAGCGGCAAUAACUGGAGGCACAGUCAAAGUCGAGGGCUGUGGUACUACAAGCCUUCAGGGAGACGUGAAGUUUGCCAAGGUUUUGGAGAAAAUGGGAGCCACUGUGGAAUGGACGGAAAGCUCCGUAACAGUAACCGGCCCUCCAGUGAGCACCAAGACGGGCCGGAGGCUCAAGGGGAUCGACGUGAACAUGAACGCCAUGCCCGACGUUGCCAUGACGCUGGCGGUAGUCGCGCUCUAUGCUGACGGCCCGACCGCCAUCAGAGACGUCGCAAGCUGGAGAGUCAAAGAAACCGAGCGCAUGAUAGCGAUUUGCACCGAGCUAAGAAAGCUCGGAGCAACCGUGGAAGAGGGCCCAGACUACUGCAUUAUCACUCCGCCAAAGACCAUCAAACCCGCAGCUAUCGACACUUACGACGACCACCGGAUGGCGAUGGCCUUUUCUCUGGCGGCGUGUGGAGGCACGCCUAUAACCAUCAACGAUCCCAGCUGCGUGAGGAAGACAUUCCCGACUUACUUCGACGUGUUCAGCAGCAUGGCAACGCUGUAAAGCGAGAAGUUUGAACGAAGAACGAGGAAACAAUUGACAGGACUUAUUUAACUUCGCUCGGCAACCAAAUUUCUUCACGGAAGAGCUAGAGGACGGAAAAGACAGUACAGUCAGGCAUUGGAAAGAUUGGAGUUAUCUGUUUUUGUGAGGAGUUUCGGAUGCGUUGAAUAUCCGACCGUUGACUUAAAAGGUAGACAAGAAAAGCAGUUAUUUUGCAUAAAAGAUAUUUAAACACGGAUGAUCCAGUAAA
This is a messenger RNA of Selaginella moellendorffii, 1907 nucleotides long. Its product is annotated as 3-phosphoshikimate 1-carboxyvinyltransferase 2. Bases 113 to 1657 code for a protein of 514 amino acids. Gene Ontology annotation, biological process: chorismate biosynthetic process; aromatic amino acid biosynthetic process. The transcript has 9 exons. The record is from RefSeq and is a predicted model, not a curated record. Gene Ontology annotation, molecular function: 3-phosphoshikimate 1-carboxyvinyltransferase activity. Lineage: Eukaryota; Viridiplantae; Streptophyta; Lycopodiopsida; Selaginellales; Selaginellaceae.